CUCCAUACCUACAGUGUCCUACACUACUCGUAGUAGUAGUUCAAGUUAGCAUGUCAACUUUGAACUGGUAGGUAAAAUAGAUUUCAUACAAUUAUCUGCUGCCCCCAAUUCAUACACCCCCCCUCUCCUUUCAACCUUGGCUCGAGACCACGCUGCUCGCAUUCAGAAACCUCCUGUGUCGGCCCCCACCAUCGAUAGAAAUAACAACGACAAAAAACAGCUGGCUACAACGUUCAAAAACCUGCAAGGCUGACUCCCGCGACAAUUAAAUAAAAAAGGGACCCCAUGUCAGAUGUUCGGGGGCCAGCAGUACCAUCUCAACCACGAACAAAGGCCAGGAACAAACAUCUCCAGAAAACCCCUUAAUUCUAUACACCUAUCGAAUAGAAGCGAUGCGGUUCGUCCUUGAGACCUUUCGUACUUUCUAGAAAUCCUGUUCCGGUUCCCCGCCACGAAGCCUCACACGUUCCUCUUUAUUCCUUGUCUGGUCCAUCUCGAUUUGAUCUUGCUAACAACCUUGGAAGAAGUCUAUCCCUCUUAGACUAGAUGGACGUUGCGACUGAAAGUGCGCCGCGAACCACACCUGGCCACAAGACGGACGAGAGCAUGGGCGCACGUACAAUCCCCAUCAUUACCACAUCUUCACCAACGCCAAUCAUAAAGAUGUCGGCACCUUCACCGAUGGGAGAUCCCAUGGACAUAUCUACACCAACCAACCCUUUGGCCCCGCGAAGUCUUAAUAAAAAUUCCGACGGGGACGGUAGCGAUUCGAAUGAUCGUCAGAACAUUGCGCUUUCUGGAGAACAAACCGCAAACUCUGCUUCCUCCACGAUGCCUGCGCCCGCCGCCGCCGCUGUCCAUCAGCCCAAGAUAGUGCAAACUGCAUUUAUCCAUAAACUUUACAACAUGUUGGAGGAUCCCAACAUACAGCAUCUUAUCAGCUGGUCUAACUCUGCUGAGAGCUUUGUCAUGUCACCUUCGCACGAUUUUUCCAAAGUACUUGCCCAAUAUUUCAAGCAUACCAAUAUCUCGUCUUUUGUUAGGCAGUUGAACAUGUAUGGUUUUCAUAAAGUGAGCGACGUCUUUCACACAGGUUCUCCGGAAACCGCUCUUUGGGAAUUCAAGCAUGGAAAUGGGAAUUUCAAGAGGGGGGAUUUAGUUGGAUUGCGCGAGAUUAAACGGCGGGCAUCCCGUCACGCGCUAGUCCACCGCGAGUACAGCAGCCAGAAACCGACCCCCUCGCAGCCCAGCACUCCAGCAGAACCAAUGCCGCCUAUUCACGAUGGCUCAGAUCCGAGGCUCGCCAGCAUUGAGCAUUCCUUGUAUGAAGUCACAUCAAGACUACAGCGCAGCGAGGAGAAUGCCCAUUAUAUAAACAUAAAACAACAGGCAAUGGCAGAUACCAUGAAUCGCUUACUUCAGCUGAACCAGGACUUAUCCAGAACAGUCCUCAGUCUAGUUCCGCCCGAGAAUCCUAUUCAUAGAGAUGUCCUUGCGCUACAAGGCGAGAUGCAGCGCCAUACCGAGCUUUUCCGAUCCAUCGACGAACCGCAUGAGCCAAUAUUCCCGAACAGUCGUCAGCUCUUCGCCAAUAUUGAGAACCCACCGGUGUCCCCUCGACAGUUAGCUCAGGAUGAUCAACGAAGAUUAGGUGUACAUCAAUCUCACAAAACAAAUUUUCAUAGGCCACCAGUCCCUUCUGGUCUUUCCAUAAGCUCCCGUCGAUCCUACGGGUCCAUAAGCGGGAGUACCACGCAGUCAUCGCCUUCUCCUCUUCGAUCUCAGGCAGUACCGCCUGCAGCUGGGCCUCAUCCGCUUGCGACCGUGGAGCCACCCCCAAGUGGUUUACCCAGACGGCAUACUUCGGCUGAUAUUCGUGCUCAUGGAUGGCAACCCCAACCACCACCGUACGGCUCCUCUGGUCCACCUUCGUCACACUGGCCAUCUUCGCCGAAUCGGCCACCUCAUGAGGAUCAAAGGAUUCGUGAGCCACCGCCGCAUUAUUCAUUAUCGCGGCCUGCUAGCCCACCAGCUCCCUUCUCGAACGGCAGUAUUGGGAAUGGUUUGGAGAGCUUAAACAGCUGGUCCUGGAACUCGGCAAACCGGGAAAACAAGAAUCUGUCAGUCAAAGAUAUGUCGGCGCCCCCAACCAGAAGAGGCAGCAUGGCCCACAUCCUGAAUCCUACCGACACGGCAGAGCGAGAUGACGAAGACGAUCUCAGAGGCGACGAAGACCGAAAGCGUAAGCGGUUACAAUAAUUCAUAUCACAGGUCCUUGCACAUUCUAUAUUUUGCGUCAUGGAAGCGUUGUCGCAUAUUAUACCACAUAUGGAGGGCUUUUGUUUUUGUAUAGAGCGAUUGAUGCGGCAUACACGAGUCUCCUAGGAUUCAGCAGAUGAUAUACCUUGGCCAUGUUGUACGACACUUGAUUACGCAUCUUAUGAAUUCCUCUUCUUAUUUAUUCACAAUUUAUUUCUUUUCUACUCAUCAACCCUUUUUUUUUCUUGAAUUUUUGAAAUUCUUUUCUGAAUACUUUUUUUUGUUUCUUGUUACACACAUACCAAAAAGUACUGGUCUAUUUUGAGUAUCACAGCUUGGACGGCUUGGUGGCGGUAGGGCGGCAUGGCGGAGGCCCAUUUAUCUUUCUGUUGAAUUGAGGAA
This is a messenger RNA of Hypoxylon fragiforme, 2661 nucleotides long. RefSeq lists its product as uncharacterized. Gene Ontology annotation, biological process: regulation of DNA-templated transcription. Gene Ontology annotation, molecular function: DNA-binding transcription factor activity; sequence-specific DNA binding. The coding region runs from base 547 to 2259 and encodes 570 amino acids. NCBI's taxonomy places the organism in Eukaryota, Fungi, Ascomycota, Sordariomycetes, Xylariales, Hypoxylaceae. The transcript is spliced from 5 exons. The record is from RefSeq and is a predicted model, not a curated record.